Molecule: messenger RNA, 5385 nt
Organism: Caenorhabditis briggsae
Lineage: Eukaryota; Metazoa; Nematoda; Chromadorea; Rhabditida; Rhabditidae
Exons: 21
Biological process (GO): proteasomal ubiquitin-independent protein catabolic process
Cellular component (GO): cytosol; nucleus
Molecular function (GO): peptidase activator activity; proteasome binding
Source: RefSeq, a predicted model, not a curated record
GUGAAUGCGGGUGAAAAUUUGAAGAAGCUGAUGGAAAAGGAAUUUGUAAGACCAACGAAACACUUGGUUCUUUUGCCUUAUUUCGAAGAACUAGAAUCAGCUGCCGACAAAAACCUUCAAUUCAUUCUAAACGGGAUGACAGCUGCUUUUCUGACUGAAAAUUCGGUGGAAGCCACAGAAUAUACCGAUAUGUUUGUCAAACACCUCCGCCAAUUCGGUCUUCGAAUGCCGAAAGAAACGUUUCUGAAACUCAUUCGAUUUUUCUAUGAAGCUCUACUCAGAAAGGAUCAGAAUCGGGAUUUGAUGAUCACUGCGUGUUAUGGAUUUGGGAAAAUGAUGAAACUAACCAGAUGCGGAUCUUUUGGAUAUCGUGACUUGGUUCUUGACUGGAAACCAGUUUAUGAUUUGUAUAUUCGAGCAUUGAACGGGAAGAUCAAACCGGAUAUUUCUACACAUUUGAAUGAAGCAAUCGUUCCAUUCUCUCUUUUUUAUCACCCAGAAAGCCAUGGAGAGAUUUUUGAAACUCUUCUUCAGGAAAUCACAAUUGGAAGUCAUAUUUAUAUGGAGCAGUUCAUGCAAAAUUGUAGAAUUUUUCUGACUGUCGAAGGGAUGAAUGAAGAGGAUGCAAAGAAGUAUACAGUGGGAAAAUGGAUCAAAGAGAUCUGGGAUUUAUAUCUGAAAGCAGAUAUGAACACAUCAUGGACUUCCAUCGCUGUUGAGUUUAUGUCUGAAUUAUGCUAUUUCCAUCCAGGGGCAUACGACCUGAGUCCACACUAUAACGUGCUCUUCACUAAAAUGAUGAGAAGUUUCGAAUUAACGGUUCGUGGAGGAAAAGUGGCUGUUGGUGAUGGACAGGAGGUUUUCUCAAACACACAUUUAGCAUCUAUCUGUGUCUAUACAAUUGGUGGACCGAAUUCGUCCCUGUCCUAUUUCCAACGUCUUAUGAAAUACAUUCUUUUCAAUGUGCAUCCAUUGAAUGCUGGAGAACACACUGAACAGAUUGGAUCCUUCUUGACAGACUUCAUCAGUCAAUUCAAAGGUCGAUUGAAGGAUGAGAGACUCAGAUACAAGAAACGUCAGUGUUCCAAAGAAUACUACCUCAAUGACUCUGAUGUUGACGCUGUCACGACGUCUAUUAUGGAUGUCGUCGUUAUGUUGAUGUUCUCGUCAAGUUUUCAGGAUAACUACAAACUGGUACACAAUUUAACAACUGUCAACCGUGAAUUGGUUGCUCCGAAACUACUGGAUCACCUCUACUCCUCACUUACUGCAGUCAGUGAACCCCAUCGCCUAUCAGUUAUCAUUGAAACUAUCUCCGCGAUUAUUUUUGAAGUUAUCCGUCAACCAGAUUCCAACUACCGUACUCCACAAGACAUCACUUUUGAUUCAACGUGGCUGAAACUUCUGGAAGAAGAGAGAAAGAACUGGCCUUCUUACAAAACUGGAAGUGAGGUUCCAGAAAUCAAAUCUCACCAAUUCAAAAGUCUUCGUGCCCACGCAUUCUACAUAAUGGAGGUUUUCGUCAAUCAUAUCAAUGUGAGCGAUGUCGAUCGAACUGCAUUCAUCUUCAAGACUCUGAUCGUUUUGUUCUCUUCGUUCCCACUUAUGGAUUUCUCUGCUUCCAUCGAAUUCCAUGGCAAAGAAAUGACUGAAGAUGAUAAAAUUCUUUGUCUCCUUUCCAAAAGAAUCCCUCAUCUUGUGGAAUUUACACUGAACAAGAUUUUGGAUGUUAUCACUUGUUUAUCAGUGGUUGCUCCUAAAUGUUCCGGACAAUCUGCUGGAGCAUCAAUCUCGAACGAAUCACAAAAACAAGUUGGAGAAGAAGAAGCUGUAUUGAAAUCUGGAAUUAGUCAACUAGUGAAAGUGCUUUUCGAAAGAGUCGACGAAAAAUUGAGAAAAACUCUCUUCGAGCGUCUUUUCAGCUAUAUCACAACUGUCGAGUUUUCAAAUAACCUCGCUACUGAGCUUCUUUCAUCUCUUGUUAUGUCGGCUGUUUGGAUCAGUCGAGAUGCAUUCCGUCAUUAUGGAGAAUUCAUUUCCAAAAAACUGAAAGAAUUGAUAACAGAUGAUAUCCAAAAAACCCGAACUCCACCAUCAUCUGUUCUCUUUUAUGUGGAACUUGCUCGUCCGUUGUUUGCGGCAACUCAUCAGAUGAUUCUGGAGAAUGAAUCUCUUCUGUUUGGCAUUCUGGAAAUGUUUCUUAGUUGUCAGGACUCCACCAUUCACAAGUGUGCCACAUUCGGAGUAACUACUUUCUUAUCAGUUCUUCUGUACAUUGAAACAGAAGCGACGGCAUCUCCGGAGAACGACGUCUUCGCCAAACCGUUACAAGAAUGGAAUCCAAUAAAAUACUGGGCAAAGUGCAGCGAGUACAAGGACACAAAUAUCAGAUGGUACAUCCCAGCAAAACCGGAAAUUGAAUGUGCUGAGAGAAUUUCCAAUAAGUUUUUCUUUCCGUAUAUUGCGAAAUUGAAGGAAAUGGAUCAUGAUAGAGACACAUUUCGUCGGAUAAUCAACCAUUUGAUGACGGUUAUGCAGGAUUUAAAAGUGCUUCAACAUCCGGAAUCUCUACGUCCGAUUACUGACAUCUACACUCCAUUCUGUCUUCCGAUUCCUUCUUCUUCACUUGGUGUUUCUUGUUCUCUUGAAUACGAAUUAAAAGGACCAAAUGGAGAGAAUAUCCGAGAAGAGAUAGUUUCGAUGAUCGAGAAGAUUUCUAAAAAGAUUCAAGACCCAGUAUCGCUCACAAAUCUAUCGAUUCUUGCAUUCAAAUGUCUUGGGAAAAAGAGAGCUUCCACAAUGGAUUCGUCUGUGGAGUCAUUUUUGACGGAUGCUCAUGUUGUUAUGGUUGAUUCUACAUACGGCAACGCAGUCAAAUCAUCUCAACAUACAAUGGAUACGAUAGCAUUUGUGAAACAUCAAAGAGCAAUGAGUUUGAUUUUGGAAUUGGGAUGGCUGAAAGAUGAGAAUUCAACGAUUCGUCUUGAUGUCUGGGAUGCUGUUCUUCGUAUUAAAGUUUUUGACGAACUCAAAAUUUGUGUUCUUUUCGAGGAAAUUUGUAAAGAAAUAUUGGCAUUAAACAAGCUUUCAGUCUAUUGGAGAGGAUCCAGAGAGACUCAUGAAGAGCGGAACAAAAAAGUAGCAGCCAUUGCUAUCGGUUUGAUGACAAAUUCAGAUUUCUGGAAGCAGUUUCUAGACGAUGACUCUUUGAAAAAGCAAACUGACGUAUGGUUCAAUUAUCAAAUAACCAAGGAGACAUCUAAAAAAGAACUGGUUGAGAUGCUAUUCAAAAAACACAUCAAGAAUCAAAACCAUCAUCAUACUCGAGAGAAUUUGGCGAGAACAAUGGUUUAUCAAACCCAAAAAGAGGGAUGUGAUGAGAGAACGAUUGCUCUUUUGCUCUCUCAGUUGAACGAUGAACAGUAUUACUGUAGGAAAGAGGCAAGGGAAUGGUUGACUCACUGGAUGUAUGAAACGAAACCAAAAUCAGUGAGAAUCGAUUUACCAACACCCAAAAGAAUCGAUCAUGGAGUUUCAAUGGAGAGUGGAAUUCGAGAAGAUAAUUUGUGGUUGGUUUAUGAUUCGGAAAAUCUUCCGAAUACCGAACAAAAAUGGAAUGAGAUGAUUUUUGUCGAAAGAGGAAAGGGUUCUUGUAGAUGGGAAAAAACCAUCAGCGUAGUUCGAAAACGGAAAGAUGGCCUUCCUCUGGAAUUUAAACAGCUGACGUCUUCUGAUUGUCUGGCAAUCGAUAGCUUUUCCAAUUCUGAUUUCGUCUCAAAUCUCAUCAAAUCUCGACUGAUUGAAAAAGAAGAUCACACUCUACCGAAUAGACACUUCUUUCGUCUCUUCAAAUAUAUCAUUCGCAACUAUCCAGAGGAGAUAAAACCAUUGGAUCUCAUUCUUCUGAAUUUUAAGGAGCUUUUGAAAAGCAAACAAAGAAGUGAGCAAUUGCUUGCUGCUGAGCUCUUCAUUGGUAUUGUACAUGGUUUGAAGCAUCGAUCAUUCUCGCAAUUGGUAUCGUUCUGGAAUGAUAUUAAAAUUUCUCUGGACCAGUUUUUCAACAUUAUGGUCCUGGACGCCGAGCCAUCAUGGAGUUGUGCUCACGCUUUCAUUUUGAAUGGAGAUCUCAGAAGACAUUGGUGGUUUUUGGAGUCGUUGAUAACUGGAGCAAAGAAGACAAAUAGGUUAACAGAAUUUCAACAGGCAUUCCGUUUGUCAUCAUUGAUUUUCAAAGGAUGGUAUCAUGGAGAAAUUAUGAAAAGAGUCAGUGGAAUCGCAUGGAAUAAACUACAGACAGCAGUUACCGACUCUUUGCGUUAUGCAGUUGGGAGUGUAUUCCGUUCAACUGCUCAAAUUUGCGAAAAGAAUACAACAGCUACAUUGAUAAAUAUUCCUUCUCGAUUCGUUCCUGAUUCUCUGGACACCACGAUUCAGAAAAUUAUCGAAAAAAUCCCUCAUUUAAAGUUGACAGAGGAUCCAGAAACCGCAAGAAAUUGUCAGUCAGAUUCAGCACUUGGAAGCCCACGGAGCAGAAAACUUCAGCCACGGAGAAGAAGGAGAAGUAUUUCGGAGGAUUUGAGAGAUCGAAUGUCUUUGAUCUACUUCCGAACACUUCUCGAAACUAUUAUCCAGUACUACGAAAGUUCAACACAAAGUUGGUCGCCGUUUCUUGUUCAAAUCCUCCCUAAACUAAUGGAAUAUGCGAAUGAAGAUGAUUAUGAAGUAUCGGAAGAAACGUAUCGCGAUGUGGACAUCACUCAGAAUUCUGCAGUCAUCAUUCACGACUACAUGUCUGCUUCGUGGCUCCGAAAUGAGUUUGUGGAUAGUAUUGUGAAUUCAUGGGUACAGACAUUUUUGACACAUUCUGAAUCUUCUCGUGUCCGUCUGGCUGUUAUCAAAUUUGUACAAGCGUCCGUCUACUCGAACAUGUAUCCAAUGUGUCUAAAAGCUCGAAGAGAAAAAGUCGAGAAUCUUCUGUUCAAGGCGGUGUUUGAUCCAGAGAUAUCCGUUCGAAAAGAGGCAGCUAAAUGUCUCCUUCUCUUCAUCCACUGUGAAUACAUCCACGUUUCAGAAGAGAAGAUCGAAGAACUUUCUCGAAUCCUUCAAUCAAAAACAGACUUGGAAGCAAAUACACAUGGUGCAGCUCUUGCUCUUGGAGCUCUAGUCUUGUCCUAUCCAUUUUCUCUUCCAUCAAAAAUUCUGAAACCUCUUCGUAUUCUGAGCACAACGUGUUCUAAACGGACAAUCAUUCAGCAAUCGAUGACAGAAACACUUCGUGAAUUCCGCCGUCAACAUCGAGACGACUGGGUGAAAUCCAAAGAAAUAUUGGGAGAAUCUCUGGUUUUUGAUAUCGAAAAUGCUACUGCCCCUGCCUAUUAUGCUUGA